Messenger RNA from Salvelinus namaycush (lake trout), 5821 nucleotides. It is a transcript of the gene dnajc6, whose product is annotated as DnaJ (Hsp40) homolog, subfamily C, member 6. Lineage: Eukaryota; Metazoa; Chordata; Actinopteri; Salmoniformes; Salmonidae. The record is from RefSeq and is a predicted model, not a curated record. Gene Ontology annotation, cellular component: cytoplasm; vesicle; postsynaptic density. Bases 1 to 2961 code for a protein of 986 amino acids. The transcript has 18 exons. Gene Ontology annotation, molecular function: clathrin binding. Gene Ontology annotation, biological process: clathrin-dependent endocytosis; synaptic vesicle uncoating.
AUGAGCCUACUGGGUGGCUAUAAGAAAAAGCCAUGCAGUUAUGAUGGCUAUGAAUCUUUACAGUUGGUCGAUAGCAGCGGAGGCUUCAAUAACGGAGGAGGGAGACGCAGCGGAAUCGGUGGAGGCUUGGUAUCAGCAGCAACCCUAGGAGGACCGAAGGCAGGCCCACUGCGGGAGAACGACUGCAGCACCAUGGACAGCUCAGGUCCUCCAUCUCCAGAUAUGGACGCAAACUAUGGUGGAGGCCUGCUGGACAUGGUGAAGGGCGGAGCCGGCAAGUUCUUCAGCAACUUCAAGGAUAACCUGAAGGACACUCUAAAGGACACCUCCACCAAAGUCAUGCACCAGGUGGCCACAUACACAAAAGGAGAGCUGGACAUUGCCUACAUCACAUCACGAAUCAUAGUGAUGUCAUAUCCUGCAGAGGCUUUGCAGAUCGGCAACCAGAACCAUGUGGAGGAUAUGCGCUCCUUUCUGGACUCACGGCACGCUGACCACUACACUGUCUUCAACCUGUCACAGCGCAACUACCGCGGCGUAAAGUUCUCCAACCGGGUCUCAGAGUGUAACUGGCCAUCCCGCCAGGCUCCCAGCCUGCACAACCUGUUUGCGGUGUGUAAGAACAUGCACAACUGGCUCAAACAGAACCCCAAGAAUGUGUGUGUCAUCACCUGCUCGGACGGCCGUGCUCCGUCGGGUGUGUUGGUCUGUGCCAUGUUCUGCUUCUGCCACCUCUUCUCCAACCCAGUGCCCGCCAUGCAGCUGCUCAGCGCCAAGAGACCCGGCUCUGGCCUCUGGUCCUCGCACCGGAGGUACAUAGGCUAUGUGUGCAGUAUGGUAUCAGAGAAGCCCUCCCUGCCACACUCCAAGCCCCUGGUGGUCAAGGCAGUCACCAUGAGUCCAGUACCUUGUUUCAACAAACAACGCAUCGGCUGCAGACCCUUCUGUGAGAUCCUCAUAGGGGAGACCAAGAUCUUCUCUACUGCACAGGACUAUGAGAGGAUGAGAGAGCACAGGGUCCAGGAGGGGAAGGUCGUCUUCCCUCUAGGUGUGAAUGUCCAGGGUGAUGUGGUCAUUUCUGUCUAUCAUAUGAGGAACACAAUCGGAGGACGACUGCAGGCCAAGGUGUCCAACACCCAGAUAUUCCAGAUCCAGUUCCACACAGGCUUCAUUGCUCCAGGGACCACCGUGUUAAAGUUUACAAAGCCGGAGCUGGAUGCGUGUGACUCUCCAGAGAAGUACCCUCAGUUGUUCCAUGUGUUGGUGGACAUCGAGGUGGAGAGCACUGACAAGCAGAAGGACCUGACCCCUCCCUGGGAACAGUUCCCUAAUAAAGACCUCAUCCCCAACGUACUGUUCUCCUGUCACCAGGAACACCAGGACGCACUGGCCAUAGCAGAGCCAAGCCGGUCCCAAGGCGGUCUGGACGGUCGUCCUCACGGGGAGGACAGCGAGCCGUCUGAUGACGAGAUGCUGUCCCUUUCCAGCCAGCAAAGCCACGCUAGCGUAGAGAGACCUGGAGGGGCUCAGGCUGGCACCAGGGGCCCCAAGAGACCCGAGCAGCCCCACGCCCCCCCCGCUGCUCCUCCUCCUCCCCCAGAAGAGGUGGACCUCCUGGGCCUGGAUGGGGUGGCAGUGAACUGCCCCUCGCCCCAGCCCCCGACCACCAACACCACCACGGACCUCCUGGGGGAUCUGUUUGGGGCCUCCCCCCAGACAGGGAGUGGGCCCACUUCGGCCCAGUCCACCCCACAGAAAAUAGCUCCUCCCUCCACCCUCCCCUGCCCCUAUCCAGCGUUGGACCCGUUUGGGGCGGGUCCAAUGCCCAAGCCCCAGGAGCUGAUGGGGUCCUUCCUGGGUCCAGCAGGUAAUCUUGCUAACCUGGGGCAGUCUGGCCCCCUCCUGCAUGCAGCUCACUCUCUAUCCCCCACCAUGCAGAACACUGGCAUGGGCCGCAGCUCCCCAGUCCCGCCCACCACCCCUGUAGUCACUAUUCAGCAGCCUCCCAACGCCAUGGGAGGAUGGGACUGGAACAAACCUGCAGCUCCAGGUGGUUUCAGUAUGGGCUGCAAGUCAGCCAGUACCAGUCCUACUGGGUCGGUCAACAACACUCCCACACACCAGGCCAAACCCAACACUCUGGACCCCUUUGCUGACAUCGGAAACCUGGGGGGAAGUCUGGGAGGAGGAUCUGGGUUCUCCAGUAAGCCCACCACCCCUACAGGCACCACCCCUGCUGUCCCCCCCAUGGGCUCCCCCUCACGGCCUCCUCCCUCGCCCCAGCACGGUGGGGGCUGGCAGGCCAACACAGGCCUCCCCUCCUGGAAGCCCGGCGGUGGUGGUGUUGGAGGGCAGCCAGGGUGGCAGCCCCAACCCCAGGGUCAGAGUGGUCCAUCCCCCCAGGCCAAGCCCAGUACCAGCCACUCCAUGCCCCACACCUCCCCCUCCAACAGACCCAACUACAACAUCAGCUUCUCUGCCAUGGGAGGAGGAGCUGCUCCCAAUGCAGCCGGGAAACAACAGCCCAACAUGGGUACCAAGCCCAAAGUUGCAAUGGCUAACUUUGAUGACCUGCUGUCUGGCCAAGGCUUUGCUGGAGCCAAAAAGAAGGAAGGUCCCAGGACAAUAGCAGAGAUGAGAAAGGAGGAGAUGGCUAAAGAGAUGGACCCCGAGAAACUCAAGAUUCUGGACUGGAUCGAGGGGAAGGAGCGUAACAUCCGGGCCCUGCUGUCCACCAUGCACACGGUGCUGUGGGAGGGGGAGACCCGCUGGAAGCCUGUAGGCAUGGCUGACCUGGUGACCCCAGAGCAGGUCAAGAAGGUCUACCGUAAAGCUGUGCUGGUGGUCCAUCCAGACAAGGCCACUGGACAGCCCUAUGAACAAUAUGCCAAGAUGAUUUUUAUGGAACUGAAUGAUGCCUGGUCAGAAUUUGACAGCCAAGGACAAAAAGCACUCUACUAAGCUGAGACAGAGAGAGAGGGAGAGGGAGAGAGAGAAAGAGUUCCUGCCGACCCCCUGUGAUCAAUAAUCAAGCCCCCACCGGAUCUGACUCCCCCCCUCCUUCUCUUCUUGUCACUGUCCUGUGGACUCUACUCCAUAGAGACUUCAAUAUCCAGACUAACAGAAAGAUACCUGCCUACCAACCUACCUAUGUAUCUGGUGGCAGCACUGUCCAACUGUCCAACAAGAACUGUUCAACCCUGUCCUACAUGUCCGAGUCCUGAACCAAGCAAAGAGUCCUGAACCAAGCAAAGAGUCCUGAACCAAGCAAAGAGUCCUGAACCAAGCAAAGAGUCCUGAACCAAGCAAAGAGUCCUGAACCAAUUAAUGCAGAGUCAUCCAGCUGUCUAUGGAGACAUCACCAGAGUGAUACUGUCCACCUAACACCGGACAUGGGUGAUAAUGACAUACCUGUGGUCACAGUGUUGUUAGCCAGGUGCUAUAUAGAGCAAGACGAUGCCAAUGUUUUACACACAGUAGCAUUAACACAGUGUUCCUGUCAGUCACCUGUCAAGACGAUGACAAUGUUUUACACACAGUAGCAUUAACACAGUGUUCCUGUCAGUCACCUGUCAAGACGAUGACAAUGUUUUACACACAGUAGCAUUAACACAGUGUUCCUGUCAGUCACCUGUCAAGACGAUGACAAUGUUUUACACACAGUAGCAUUAACACAAUGUUCCUGUCAGUCACCUGUCAAGACGAUGACAAUAUUUUACACACAGUAGCAUUAACACAGUGUUCCUGUCACAGUCACCUGUGUGACUUUGAAGUGAAGAUCUGGAGCCAGUGUUGGGAGUGGAUGGCCUAUUCAAUUAGGCACUGUACCACUGACUGUAAGGUCUAUACACCACAGUGAUCUCAGAAAUACCAUGUCAAAGAAUUCAAUAUAGAGCAAUCUCACAGAGUUUCCACCUGAGUUGUCUAUCUUCAUGGAAAAGCUACUGUUAUCUAUGUUAUUUGAAUUACCAAUUUGGAUCAAUGUGCUUCCACAGAACUCCACAGGAGACUUCUAGGAGACAACAAGACAAUUGCAAGCCAAGGGUAUCAUGUUUACGUUCUGACAACAACCUAGAGACUCAACUUGACAUACAGUUAGUAGGUGAAGGUAGGCAGGAUAUUCGUUGUUGCACCACCCCCUUUACUACCUACGGUGGUUGGUUCUUGUGUUUUCUUGCCCUCAGUCUCAGAAAGGUGCAACAUGUCUUUAGCUAUAACACAGAGAGUAAACUCAGCUGCAGUCUAUUGCCAGUCUUAAAGCUGGAAUCCACAUUAGGUGAAACACCGCCACCGGUCGCCCCAGGCGCAUUUCUUAUUGGUUUUGUUUUGUUGAUGAAAAGAGGAGAGGAGUCUAGAGAGCGAGAUAUCCAGCAUCUAGCAUCUUGGUUUUUAAAAACUCUGCUGUUCUAUCGAGUGUGCAAUCAUGUCCGAGGGGGAAAAAAGCAGUGUUGGUUAUUUGAAGUAACGCCUUUGUAAUAUCGCAAACGGAUGUGGCAGUUUGACCGCUACGGAUUCCAGCUUUAAACAUACAGUACUCACUCUCAUCUUUACCGUCACUGGCUAGUGGGCAGCAGGUAGCCUUGCGGCUAAGCACGUUGUGCUAGUAACCGGAAGGUUGCUGGUUCGAAUCCCAGAGCUGACUAGGUAAAACAUCUGUUGAUGUGCUCUUGAGCAAGGCACUUAAACCUAAUUUCACCUGUAAAUGUAGUGUCUACAGUCUGAAGGAACCAGUGUGUAAAGGAUAUUAUCCAUAUCAGAGAAAGUAACCCAUAUCACACUGCUGUACUUAUCUAAGUACUUAACUGCUGAAGUUUCAUCAUCGUUACGUGCAGUUUUACUUCAUAUUAUGUUCAUUUAUUGACUCAUUUCAGAUGCUUCAGUCCCUCCUAAUGAAGAAUCUUUCAUUUUAUUGUGGGUAAUGUUUAGUAACAUGCAGGUGGUGUAUUGUCCUAUUCAUCCUUUGCUGUAUCCUCUAAAGCAUGUACUUUUAAAUCAUGACAAAUAUUUGAAGUGAAAUUCUGAUUGAUCAAAGGCAACUUGUCAUUGAUGAGGGCUUUUAUAUUUACAUUAGUUUGAAGCAUAUCUUUUUUGCAUGCACUGACUGGGCGAACUAGUGGAAGGACUACAAGACUGACUAUAUCUUUCUACACAUGGAGGCACAUCAUUCCAUAAUACAUUACUAUACUUGAGUGUAUUGGACCACUAUCAAGCUUGUGAGAUCCUAAUGUAGGCCCCCUCUAACCCUUAUCUUUGUAAAACAAUACAUUUGGUAGACUGGCACAUCUAUUUCAUCUGAUACAACCAUUUCCCUGUUUUAUCCCCUGCAUACUGAUGUUGUCAACCAGAGGAGUCGGGUGGGAUACGCUAUAGGAGGACCAGCCUACUCUGUUGUCAACCCUUUCCUCUGUGAAAAGGCCACACCUGAGUUGUGGACUAACGUGAGCACUGACUGACCUCUGACCAGUAUAGAACUAAAGAGACUGUCUGUCCACUGUAGGCUCUGCUUUCUCUGGUGAUUAUACCAAUGGCAGAAGCUGUGGCUGUGUAGUAUGUAUGUAUGUACUGUGUGUGUGUGUGUGAGAGAGAGAGAGAACCCCUAUAAGCUCCCUAGCUGACUGAAAUCUCUUGUCUAUCUGCUAACUUAAGGCAAUGUUAAAACGCUAACCUCUCUCUAUAUAGUGGAUGAGUGUUGUUGAAACUGUUGUACGUGAGGAUGUGAUACGAUUUGGAUACAACUACUGUAUGUGUUUGCUUGUCGGCUGUAAAAGUAUUACUACUAAAAAUGUAAACCGUUUCUGUCAGUGGAGGCUGCUGAGGGGAG